AUGAAUCAUUUAAGAAUGGAUCCAUUUCUUAAAUUACCAGAUGAAGUGUUGGUUCUAAUCAUCAAAUACAUUAAUGAUAAUUCGAAAAUUGAGACGUUGAUUUCAAUCCCGAUUUUACAAAAAUAUGCUUUACAAGCAAGGUAUUCCAGAUAUCAGCUUGAUCAAUUUAGGCACAUACCUUCUGAUAGAUCAAAUUCCCAACCUUCUGAUGGAACAAUAAAACAUUUAAAAGAGCUAUAUGAGGCGUACAAUUUCAAACCUUCCAGAAUAGUCAUUAAAGCUAGUAAAAUGCAUGAAUUAUUGAUGUCUCAAGAAGAACCUACAGACUCACAUCAGAAAUCCACUUUUCAAUUUGAAAAAAUGAAUCAAUAUCGUGAUGCUGAAUUUGAAAUAUUACUUACAGACAGUAUGGACGUCGAUUUGGAACUAAUUUUAAGAGAAGUCAAUGUGGUUGGGGUUCAUUUUUCAAAAAGUAAGCCAAAAGAUGCAAAUGCUGAGAGUGUAUUAAAGAAAUUUCUGCUUUAUUUUCAAGCUAUCCAAUUCAGCAAUAAUAAUAUUCAGAUUAUGUCAACGAUUUAUAAGAAUAGUCUUGAAGUUAAAUUUCCCACGUCUUUGAAGAAAUUGACGAUAGACAGUAGUUUUGAAAAAAAUUUUGAUACGAAUUUAAACGAUUUAAAAUGUCUUGAAUAUUUUGAUUGCAAAAACAUGUCAAGGGUGGAAUCGUUGGAAGCUCUUCAAUUAUCUUGGACAAUCAAAUCUAUUAAACUUAGAAACUGUGAAUUUAAAACUUUGGGAAACUUGAAGAACUACAAUCUUUUGAAGUGCAUUAAAAUCUAUCAUUGUGAUAAUUUAUAUAAUAUCAUCAAAUAUGAUUUCCCUCAAUCAUUAGAAAUUUUGGUAAUAAAAGUUAGUUUCAAGCAAGAGGUUACUGAAUUGUAUAAUUCUGUGAGACAAGGAAUAAAUAAAGAAUUCGAAUUAUCAGACUUCUCGAGAGAUGGAAAUUCUUUUAUUCUUGGAUCCAACUUCAAACUUCCUUCAAAUACAAAAAUUUUGAAGAUUGGUGGGAAUUCAAAAAUUUUUGAGUUGAAACCUAAUAUUUGCCUAGAACACCUUCACACAUUAAAGCUUUCCAAAGCCAAAAACAUUGAUCUAAACAAACUUUUUGCUUCUUUACCAGAAACUAUGAUAAAACUCAGAAUCCUUUCUUGUGAUAUAUUAAAAGUCGAUAAGUGUUUAAAGUAUCCCAAUAUCCAGCAAUUUUAUUUCUCAUUUAACAACGUAUCGAAUAUUUUCCAAUUAAAUUUGAAGCAGUGGAUAUAUUUAAAUAAUUUAGAGGUCGGAUGGAACACAUUGAUUGGACCCGGCAAUUAUCAGGAAAAGCUCGAUCCAUCUUGGUUUUUAAUGAAUGAGCUUGAUGUUUUUAAAGAAAUAAGUGAAUGUCCAAACAAAAAGAGGAAAGUAUGUACAGUAAUCAAAACAUUGCAAAUCGAUAUACCUAGUAUCACACAUUUGGGAUUAAUUAAAUCUCCGGAAGUUUCAGUCUUUGACAAUUCCAAUUGUGCAAUUCAUCUUCCUUCUCAAAUUUGUAUUAAAUGCUGCACAACACUAAACGCUUUGAUAUUGUCAGGAUUGAGCAUUCAAAUGUUGGAUUUGAACGAUUUACCUAAAUCUUUACAAAAAUUAACAAUCACGAAAUUUGAGUCACUACAAAUAAAAGGUAAAUUCAGUAAGCUAGAUCAAUUAACACACUUGGAUCUUUAUGAGAAUAAAUUCACAUAUUCAGUGUUGGCCGCUCAAAAGUUCCCAUCAAAUUUAAAAUCCCUAGACUUAUCUGAAAACAAGAUUGAAAAUUUGAGCUGCUUGAAUCUACAUAAUUGUAACAAAUUAAAAAUCUUAAUUUUGGAAAAAGUAACUGAAUUGCAAGAACCAAAUGGUGCUAAUGAAUUAAAAGAUUUUUUUAUAAAAUCAGUCGGUACUGAACAAAAAAGCUUUGCGAUCGUAACAACAUAUGAGUCAAAGAAGGUGUUUAGUGUCAUUAAUGGUGAAGAGAUUUUGGGAAACGUCUCUAGGAUAAACUAA
Messenger RNA from Lodderomyces pseudojiufengensis, 2079 nucleotides. RefSeq lists its product as uncharacterized. Bases 1 to 2079 code for a protein of 692 amino acids. Gene Ontology annotation, molecular function: protein binding. The transcript has a single exon. Lineage: Eukaryota; Fungi; Ascomycota; Pichiomycetes; Serinales; Debaryomycetaceae. The record is from RefSeq and is a predicted model, not a curated record.